AUGGGUAAUUAACAUUGCCUGUCAGCUUGCAAACCUCAUAAGCAAGAAAAACCCUAUUUCCAAAAGAAACAAAGCACUUUUUCUGCCAGAAGAAACACUGAAAAACCUCAAAGAAAGCAAAAAGAGAGGUUGUCAAAUAAAGAGUCAUUUGAUUUUGAGAGUGUUUGUCAGCAAGUGAAGAGAGGUGAUAUAACGAGCAGAUCUACUUAGCAAUGCUCCAAUCACGAACAUGGUUUAUUCUCCUAAAUUACUCAAUAAGAUCAUGCUUCAAACGAGUCAACUAAUAGCAAAGUGCAACUCUAAGAAAACAUUCAUAAAGUUUAUGAAUUUCAAAAAUUAAUUGGCGAAGGGUCCUAUGGAGUUGUCCAUAUGGCUGUUGAUAAGAAAAGCUUAGGAUAAGCUAGAGCUAUAAAAUCCAUUAAAAAGCUAAAAGAAUCGCAAUUUCUUAAUGAGUAUGACAGCCUUUCUCAGAUGGACCAUCCAAAUAUAGUUAAACUCCAUCAAGUCUAUCAAGAUGAAAACGAUUACCAUUUGGAUAUGUCAUUUUGCAAUGGAGGGGAUUUGUCAUCUUAUUUGAAAAAUCUCCAAGGUUCGAUCAAAGAAGAGACAUGUGCAAAAAUUGUGUACUAGGUGCUAAAGGCUGUAUCUUACAUUCAUAAGAAGGGCUUCGCACAUAGAGAUAUUAAAGCUGAGAACAUAUUGAUAUAGUAUCAGGAUUGUAAUGACAUCAGCAUAUAGAUUUGUGACUUUGGAUUUUGUUCAAGAAUCGAUAUGAAAGAGGACUCGAAGGACUUAAAGAGGCUCAAUUCUUUUAAGAAGAUGGUUGGCUCACCCUACUAUAUAGCCCCUGAAGUGAUAAAGUAGGCUUAUAAUGAGAAAUGUGAUAUGUGGUCAAUUGGAAUACUUCUAUAUUUCAUGGUUACCUAAACGUUUCCAUUCCUAGGUCAAUGUACGGAUGAUGUUCUCGAGAGCAUAACCAAAGGAGGAUUGGUUUUUAAAUAAACUCUUUGGUCAAAUUAUUCUAAAGACCUCCAAGAUCUUAUCAAAAAGCUUGUAACCAAGAGUCCAAUAAUAAGAUUAAGCGCGGAUGAUGCCCUAGACCAUCCAUUUUUUAGCCAAAUUAAAAAUGAUUCUGACAUCUAUUUAAAGAAAAGCGUAUAAUGUAGCAUGAUCAAUAGCUUCAAGAAAAACAACUUAUUCUUUCACCUCUGUAUGAAAGAACUGUCCUAAAACAUGAAAUCUUAAUCAAGGGUUUCUCUGAAUAAAUUCACUCUAAAUUUAGACAAUGACAAUGAUGGCCUCUUAAAACUCCAAGACCUGAAAUUAAAUGCAGAUGCUUUAAGUGAGAAUCAAGAUUACAUUGAAUAGAUUUGCUUCCAGAAUAAGGGCUAGAGUUACUUAAGCUACUCAGAUUUCAUUGCUUUGAAUACUGAUAUAAAUGAUUUUUCCAAGCAAUAGAUCUGGAAUAUCUUUAAAACUUUGUAGAACCCAGACAAAGGUCACAUCGACAGGCAGUGUCUUAAGAAUAAACUGAAACAGUACUGCCUUGAAGACGAUGAAUUUUUCGGAGUGAUCGACACUCUUGCAUUAAAAUUAAUUAAAGAAGUAAUACCCGAGGGGUAGGACAGAGAAUAUAUUACAUUCUGUGACUAUUCAAGUUUUGUAAAUAAAUUCAAAUGA
Molecule: messenger RNA, 1680 nt
Organism: Stylonychia lemnae
Lineage: Eukaryota; Ciliophora; Spirotrichea; Sporadotrichida; Oxytrichidae
Source: the annotation of a GenBank genome assembly